AAACCUGUUAGCAAAGCGUUUAAUCUCAUACACGUUCUGAGGCAGGCACGACGAGAAGCUCUCCGCGUAAUGACACGGGCUUGGCAGCAGGGCAGGCGGACUAGCGAAUACUAGAUUUACCUGCCCCCGCACGGAUCAAACCGCAAAGCGCUUCUGAGGUUCCCCUUGAGGCGAGGACCACAACCCACACAGCCCCAAACUUUGGCGGUGAAACUUUACGCCUCGUUGCAGACACACCUCCAAGAACUCCCAUCCCGCGGCACCGCCGAGGCGGGCAGGUGACUUUCAUGGGUCUGUGCACUGACUUCAGACUGUAUAAGUAAGAGGUCAGAGUAUGGAAAAGACACUGAAGAAGAUGCCGGCACACUGAGUGCUUCAGAAAAAUGAGCCAUGCAUCCUUCUGAAAGCUGAGAAGGAGCCCUCUGUUAGGGUCAUGAACGUACGACAAGUCUUUGUGUCGCUACUGAUGUUUGGAGUAGCUGGUCUACUCCUCUUCAUGUAUCUGCAGGCCUGGACUGAAGAACAGAAUACAGUGUCUGGAGAAAAAUUGCAGCAACAGAUAACUAUUCAGGAUUUCAUGCUCCCACCUCCAGAGACGCAGAGAAGAGUGACGCAGAGCAGUCAUAUUCCUCCUGUACUUGGUAGGCAGGAGGUGGCCAUCAUGGACAGCCAGCAGUGGCAGGGUAAGGCUGACCUUUUUGGUGCAGUAGCUGUCUCCUUGGUGCCUGGACUGUCUGACCACCAGAAGAUCAGCAAGUUGCCCUUCAGCCAGUUCAAAGAGGUGUAUUUACCCCCUGUGCUGCACCCUUUGAACAAGACUUUGGUGACAGGUGACCAGUGGAAGGAUGUCGAUAGCAUCCAGGAAAAGCGCAGGUCCUUCCUAUAUGAGUUCUGCAAGAAAUACAACAGUAUGAAGAAGCUGAGAACUCACCUGGUGCACAUAGUGUCAAGAAUUUAUGUGGAGGACAGGCACAAGGUCCUGUACUGCGAGGUGCCAAAAGCAGGCUGCUCCAACUGGAAAAGGGUCCUUAUGGUCCUCAAUGGACUUGCCACUUCGGUACGCAAUAUUUCCCAUGAUGAUGUGCACUAUGGAAAGCACCUAAGGAAACUGGACAGUUAUGACCUAAAAGGAAUAUACACACGUUUGAACACAUACACCAAGACUAUAUUUGUACGUGAUCCUUUGGAAAGACUGGUAUCUGCCUUCAGGGAUAAGUUUGAACAUCCGAAUAGCUAUUACCAUCCAGUGUUUGGGAAGGCAAUAAUUAAGAAGUAUAGACAUAAUGCAAAUAAGGAGGCAUUGGAAACAGGAUCAGGAGUUAAGUUCAAGGAGUUUAUCCAGUAUCUGUUAGAUUCCCAUCGUCCAGUAGGAAUGGACAUUCACUGGGAGCAAGUCAGUAAGCUCUGCUAUCCCUGCCUCAUCAACUAUGAUUUUAUAGGAAAGUUUGAAACUCUGGAAGAAGACGCCAAUUACUUUUUGCAGCUGGUAGGUGCUCCAGCUGAGCUAAAGUUUCCUAGAUUCAAAGACAGACAUUCCUCUGAUGAGAGAACGAGUGCAGAAGUAGUGAGGCAAUACUUAAAGGAACUGUCUAAGGAGGAGAGACAGCUGACCUACGACUUCUAUUACUUGGAUUAUUUAAUGUUCAAUUAUACAUCACCAGUUGUAUAGCACCGGGAUAGCUUCAGGCUUAUAUUAGAAAUUUAUCAUGUUGAGAUUCAGAACAACUGCUUUGAUACUACCCCUGAAAGGAAACAAAGUAGCUGCUAAGUGGAGCUGUGUUGACUUAGUGCUGAUUUUAUAAACUAAAGUGACAUAAAGUUACAAGAAAUUGCACCAAAAAAGGAAGACCCAUAAACAGCAUAAAUUGCAGUAAAAUGCCUGAAAAAGCUGCUUUUACCAUUAUUGUGGAAGAGGUAGCACAGCCAGAUGUUACAUUAGCUUACCUAAAGUUCUUUUAAUGGUUUAAGAAAAAAAUCAUUCAGAGUAGCAUGAUUCUUUCUGAUGUGUCUGCUUCAUAAAUUGGUUUUGAAACUAUUUUUGAAUGCAUUUUUUUACUUUCUGUCUCUUAUUAAUAAAGAAACAUUGGCUAAUUUUCUAAAGA
This is a messenger RNA of Coturnix japonica (Japanese quail), 2102 nucleotides long. It is a transcript of the gene CHST9, whose product is annotated as carbohydrate sulfotransferase 9. NCBI's taxonomy places the organism in Eukaryota, Metazoa, Chordata, Aves, Galliformes, Phasianidae. Gene Ontology annotation, molecular function: sulfotransferase activity. Gene Ontology annotation, biological process: carbohydrate biosynthetic process; proteoglycan biosynthetic process. Gene Ontology annotation, cellular component: membrane. The record is from RefSeq and is a predicted model, not a curated record.